Messenger RNA from Heterotrigona itama, 3817 nucleotides. Lineage: Eukaryota; Metazoa; Arthropoda; Insecta; Hymenoptera; Apidae. The record is from the annotation of a GenBank genome assembly.
AUGGCUCGGCCGAAGCACAGAGUUAACACGGAUAUAUGUGCUGACUGUGGAGCACUCGGUAAGUUCCUUUUUUUCUCUUAAUAAUUCAGUUAACAUAAAAUUUUUAUUAAAUUUACUUUCUUAUUAAUAUCAUACAAUCACAUGUUAAUAAAAAAUUGUUUCUAAACUGGUCAAAAUUAAUUAAUAGUAUUUACAUUUUUUAUAUACUUUUUUACGUGUAUAUAUUAUGUAAGAUAAUUAAUUUAUGUAUAAGAAAAUGAUAUUUUAUUCAAAAUUUUUGUAUAAUUAAUGAAUUUUAUAAUUGAUACUAUAUAAAUUUUUAGAAAAAAUUAUCAUUUGGUAUUUUAUUUAUUAUUUUUUUAUAUUUAUUAUAAUUUGAUACAUUAAUUUAUCGUCAAUAAUAUUGUAUUUUAUCGUAAAAAUGACAUGAGAAUAAAUUGUAAAACUGCUUUCAGAACCAGGAUGGGCUUCAUUGAAUAGAGCAAUUUUAUUAUGCGAUGAUUGUUGUGGUAUACAUCGUAGCCUUGGUCGUCAUAUAUCUCAAAUAAAAUCACUUCACAAGAGCACUUGGCAUACAAAUCUCCUUAAUAUGGUGUACACAUUAAGUGAUAAUGGAGCAAACAGUAUUUGGGAACAUUCCCUUUUAGAUCCUAAUAAUUCAAAAAUCAGUAGAAGGAAGCCUCAAGCUAAGGAUCCUCUACAUCCAAUAAAAGCUGAUUUUAUCAAAGCAAAACAUCAACAUUUGACAUUCAUAUUACGCCCAAGUAAAGAAGAAUGUUGUAGUGAGGAAGAGUUAAGUAAACAAUUGCAUAGUAGUGUUCGUACAAGUAAUUUAGAAACUUCUUUAAGAUUACUUGCACAAGGUGCUAAUCCAAGUUAUUUUUACAAGGAAAAAGGUACAACACCUUUACAUGUUGCUGCUAGAGCAGGUCAAGCUUUGCAGUUGGAGCUUUUAAUAGCUAAUGGUGGUAAUCCUAGCAUAAUUGAUUCAAAUGGGCAGACACCUGCUGAAAUUGCCAAGAUGGCAGGACAUAUAGACUUAUCAGAUCGUAUAAUAGAAUGCAUGUAUGAAUUAACAGAUAGACUAACAUCUUUUAUAUGUUCACGUAAACCAAACCAUGGACUGGAUGAACAUAUAAUUAUUCCUGAAUGCACAUUACAGAAUGAUCUGUGUUUUGAAGGAAGGAAUAAGUUACAAAUGUUUGGUUUACAACUACAUCUUUACCAGAAAAAUGUACAGUGCCUUUUCUACCAGUCAAUCCACAACUAUCAUCAACAAGAAAUCAAGGCAGACAAAAAUUAGCAAGAUUUACACCAAAGGAGUUUGCUACGCUUAUUAUAGAUGUUCUUAUUGAGGCUCGUAGAAGGCAUAUGCUUGCAAAUAAUACAUCACUGCAAGAUCCAGCUGUUUCCAUACUUCGUAAAGAGCAACAUGGAAAAUAUGGAUCACAAAUGUCUGAUGAUGAACCAUUGUAUGAUAGUGUUGCUUCUGAUGAUGAUUAUGCAUUGACAUCAUCUGACAAUCCAGUGCCUGAAUAUUCUACACAAUUUAAAAUGGAUAACGAGGACGCUUUUGCACCAUUAGCCAAGGGACUUCCAUCUUUCGUAGAAGUUUUGAAAAAACAAUUAACUCUCUCCGAAUCUACCGUCAGAGAUCUGCGAGAACAGAUUCGUACUUUGCAGAGUACUGUAGAACAGUUAACACAGGAGAAUAAUGAACUAAAACAAAUAAUUCAUGUGAAGGGAUCCACUGAUGGAGUUAUUAAUGGUCAUGUUAGUGGAGAACAAGAACCAGAACUAGAACCAGUGCAUGAUAUAAAAACAUCUCUUACUAGAAGCAACCAGCGACCUGCGUCUAUGUAUGAGACACGAGAAGGUUUACGAAAACCAAAUUCGUGGUCGACAUCUAUUUGUCAGUCAAAACGAGAUUCAGAGACAAUGUCUCGCAGUAACACUCAAAGUUUAUGGGAAUGCGGUGCUCCCAAUCUUCCGCCGAGUGAGGAAGUUACACGAAGAACUGAACAAGUUACAAGAAGAAUUCAGGAACUAUGGAUGGCCAUGCAAGAUCCAAAACAACGAGAAGCUUUUGUACCUUGUGCAGAAAGAAUUCGUGUUGCCGUUGCUGAACUCACAGCUAUAUUUCCUCAAAAUCCUAUUGAAGAAAACAUCAGAUCUGCUUUGCGACAAUUAAAUGGUAAUACAGGUAGACUUCAAGCAGAAUGUUCUGGUCUUCAGAGAUGUACUAGCGAUAUAGAACAUAUGGACAGAUGCCUUCAGCAAGUACGUUCAUGUGCUUAUGACAUUGCCAAAGCAACAAAGCUUCUUGUUACUCAAUUUCAGACGUAACAGAUCAAAGGCAAAGUAUUACAAUUUAAAUAAUUUUUCUAUAUUUAAUGUAUAUAAAUUGUACAUAUGCUUAAUAUCAUAAUACUCAAAAUCAUCACAAAUUUAUGUAUUUAAUAAGUAUUCGUUUUAUAUUACAUAACAAUAAUUUGUUGUCUAAUAUUCUUAUUUUUAUUAUAAUGUAAAUAAUGAGUAAAUUUUAACGCAUGAAUAUUCUUAUAGUUUGUUAAAACGUAUAAAACAUGACAUGUUUCAAGAUUCAAUAUAAUAUUUCCAUAAUUUUUAAUAUAUCAUAAAGACUGAACAGCCACGAACCAAUGAAUUUUAUUAAUAUGCAAUUUAAGUUUCUAUACUUGGUUUUAUAAAUGUAUUUUUGCUCAUAUAAGCUGGUAUAAAAAUAAUAAUAUAAAAAUAAUUACAAAAUUUAUUACAUUCACAUGAUUAAAAAAGUAUUAAGUGUGAUAUAAAAAUUUAAAUAUAAAUAUAGAUAUGAAGAUUUAAAUUCUUAUGAUGUUAUUAUUAAAACCCGGUAAAAAUUUUGUGCAUUUUUUAUAAAAUUUAUUUUGCCGUACAAAUAAUUACUAAUAUUAUAAAUAAUAAUAAUCUGCCAUGAUUUAGAAAUUAAUUAAAUUAAUUAAAAAAUAUAAUUUUUAUUAACAUAUAUAUCAUAUAAUAAGCAAUGAUGUAUUUAUAAAUAAUUUAUUUUGUAUGUCCAAAUUAUAUUUUAUCAUAUGUAUAAAAAAGCCAGCUUAUAUUAAAGCAUUACAAUAAGUGAGAAUUUCAUCGCCAGUAAAAAGAAUAUUUCUUUUUAUUAUUAGUAUUAAUAAUAUGAUCGUAUAUAAAGUGAAAAUUUAUAGUUUAUAUGAUAAUCAGUGAAAAUUGGUGUUGAUGAUGCAUUAACUUUAUUUGAGAUAUUUCCAUCAGGAAUUGCUCUUACUGUAAUAUUAGGAAUAUAUGUUUAAUAGUUAAAUAAAAUUUAAAUAUAUUAUUGUUGAUACAGACUACAUUGAUAUAUUUACUGGCAAAUAUAAUUAUCAAAAUGAAAUUGUCUUUAAAUACUUUUAUCUAUCCAAAAACUAAUGUUUUUUUUUACUAUUAAAGUUAAUAUCUGCUGUGUAAUGAUAGUUUAAAAUGCAUGAAAUAUUAUUUCCUACAAUAUUUUAUAUUAUUUGAUGUCAAAAUAUUCAUUUGAUGUGAUUUGAACAAUUUUAUUUUUAAUGUUUUAAAUAUAUCAACGCUUAUUCACGAUAAAUGGUUGUGCUUUAUUUGCGAUUGUACAAUUUAUUAUAAUUUACAUAAAUGACAAUAUGCUUUUUCUUUUCAAUUUUGUAUCUUUUCUUAUAUUUUAAUUUUAAUAAAAAAUAUUGGCUUGAACUAUUACUUUUUAAUAUGUGUAUUUUUCGUGGAAAUAAUUAUAAAAUAAAUUUUUAAUUAUCAUAUACAGUUUUUAAUGAUAUUAAAUUUUAAACAAUAA